Messenger RNA from Onychostoma macrolepis, 3157 nucleotides. RefSeq lists its product as uncharacterized. NCBI's taxonomy places the organism in Eukaryota, Metazoa, Chordata, Actinopteri, Cypriniformes, Cyprinidae. The transcript has 2 exons. The record is from RefSeq and is a predicted model, not a curated record. Bases 664 to 2436 code for a protein of 590 amino acids.
UAUGGGGAUAAUAAAACGAGGUUAUUCACUCCAAUUCGCUCGAAGACCCCCGCGCUUCGGCGGCGUGGUCUCCACCUCAGUACAGGGCAAGAACGCUCGCGUUCUGCGCUCAGAGGUGAUGACACUGUUGGGAAAAGGAGCCAUAGAAAAGGUUCCUCCAGCUCAGAGCGAAUCAGGCUUUUACAGCCGUUACUUCCUCGUUCCCAAAAAGGAUGGAGGCCUCCGGCCCAUCCUCGAUCUCAGAUGCCUGAAUCACGCCUUCAUGAAGAGGCCGUUUAGGAUCAUCACACUGAAACAGAUCCUCUCGCAGAUUAGCACAGGGGACUGGUUCUGUUCUCUGGACCUGAAAGACGCAUACUUUCACAUCCAGAUAGCCCCCCAUCACAGACGAUUCUUGAGAUUCGCCUUCGAGGGAGUGGCUUAUCAGUACACGGUCCUCCCCUUUGGACUGUCUCUGGCCCCCCGCACUUUUACGAAGUGCAUGGAUGCGGCUCUUUCCCCUCUGCGACAGUUGGGAAUCCGCAUUCUCAACUACCUCGACGACUGGCUCAUUCUGGCCCAGUCAGAGGUGGAGCUACUCUCACACAGGACCCUCCUCCUCAGCCACUUAAAGUGCCUGGGGCUCAGGGUCAAUUUCGCCAAGAGUGCACUGUUCCCCAGACAAUGAGUAUCGUUCCUGGGAACAGUUCUGGACUCGGCUCAGAUGAGAGCGGUGGUAGCGCCAGAACGUGCUCUGGCCAUUCAGAAACUCGCAGCCUCCUUAAAGAGCGGCACCGCUCGCCCCCUCAAAGCGUUUCAGAGAAUGCUGGGCCUCAUGGCCGCAGCAUCGCCAGUGUUACAGCUGGGCCUGCUUCGCAUGCGGCCCCUCCAACGCUGGUUGAAACCACGGGUUCCACCCCAUGCAUGGCGUCACGGACGCCUGCAUAUCAGGGUGAGCCAGGCCUGUGUGACAGCCCUGGCCCCCUGGAAGAACCCACGAUGGAUGGAGAAGGGCGUGGCUAUGGGAAUGGUCUGCAACAGGAAGGUUGUCACGACAGACGCCUCCAACAGAGGUUGGGGGGCGCUGUGCGAAGGCAAACCGACCUUUGGCCAUUGGUCGGAAGCGGAGAACGGCCUCCACAUCAACUGCUUGGAAAUGCUAGCAGUAUGUCGAGCCUGCCGUUUUUUUCUGCCAAACCUAAUAAGACGCCAUGUGCUGAUUCGCUCAGACAACAUGUCCGUGGUGUCCUAUAUAAAUCACCAAGGAGGUCUCUCGUCGAAGCGCCUCUUCAUUCUGGUAGAGCGCCUUCUGGAGUGGGCUCAGCGCAAUUUGCGCUCGCUAAGGGCAGCACACUUGCCGGGCAAAUUGAACCAAGGAGCGGAUAUGUUAUCUCGGAGCAAUGUCCCCUCAGAAGAGUGGAUGCUCCAUCCGAGGACGGUUCAGAUGAUCUGGAAGAUCUUUGGCAAGGCAAAAGUAGAUCUUUUCGCCUCCAAAGACAGCUCUCACUGCCCAAUUUAUUAUUCAAAGGUCAGGGACGCGUUGGCCCACGAUUGGCCCAACCUCCUCCUUUAUGCAUUCCCUCCAAUCGCCCUGAUCCCUCAGGUCAUCAGGCGGAUCAGGGAACAAGGACACAAGGUUCUAUUGGUGGCUCCCUUGUGGGAAAACCAACCUUGGUUGUCAGAGCUGGUUCAGCUGCUCACAGCAGCCCCCUGGCCCGUACCCCUGAGACGGGAUCUCCUCUCUCAGGCAAACGGAACAAUAUGGCACCCUCGGCCCGAGCUGUGGGCUCUCCAUCUGUGGCUGCUCGACGGGAGCCUACAAGCCUCCCAGAGCGAGUAGUAAGCACCAUUUCUGAGGCUAGAGCCCCGUCCACGAGACGCCUCUACGCCCUUAAGUGGUCUGUUUUCUCCACUUGGUGCCUAGACCGCGGUGAAAACCCGUCUACUUCCGAGUUGGCUGUGGUUCUGUCCUUCCUGCAGGAGUUGCUGGAUAAAGGACGUUCCCCCUCCACACUCAAGGUGUUCGUAGCGGCUAUAGCGGCCUUUCAUGCCCCUAUAGCAGGCCAAUCGGUAGGCAGAGACAACUCAGUUGUCCGUUUUCUGAGGGGAGCCAAGAGGCUGAAUCCGCCUCGACCCCUCACCGUCCCUACAUGGGACCUGCCCACUGUAUUGAGGGCCCUGAAGGGCCCUCCUUUUGAGCCACUUCAGUCUACGAACCUUCGGUCGCUGUCGCUGAAAACUGCUCUGCUACUAGCACUAGCAUCGGUUAAGCGAGUAGGAGACCUACAGGCGCUCUCUGUUAGCCCUGCCUGCCUGGAAUUUGGGCCCAACGACUCCAAGGUCGUCCUGAAACCAAGGCAUGGUUACGUACCCAAGGUACUUUUCAGCUCCAUUCAGAGCUUCCUCCUUCUGAGGAGGACCGGGAGUUGUCCUUGUUAUGCCCUGUCAGAGCUUUGAGGAUCUACUUCGAGCGUUCUGCCUCAUUUAGGCGUACAGAACAGCUCUUUGUCAGCUUCGGUAACCGCGCCAAAGGGCAUCCGGUCACGAAGCAGAGACUCUCUAAGUGGAUAGUGGAUGCUGUUACGCAGGCGUACUCUUCCUUGGGCCUACAAUGCCCCAUUGGAGUACGAGCCCAUUCUACUAGAGGCAUCGCCUCGUCAUGGGCCUGGUCUAGCGGUGUGUCCAUUACAGAGAUUUGUGCGGCGGCCGGCUGGGCCUCGCCGUCCACAUUUGCUAGGUUUUAUAGCCUGGAUGUACCAGCCUUACAGGCUAGGGUCCUCUCUGCUUAGAUGAGCGUACAUGUAUACGUUAUGGGAACAAUCCUGACAGAGAAUUCUUGACCGCAAUGCGCACAAGCUCUCUAGUUGGUUUCUUGCAUACCUCGGUCCUGGAAGUACUGAGUAUGUAAGGGUCAUAAGGAAUGAUCACCUAGGCCGAGCAUAAUCUCUAUUAGUUUAGCUCGCUUAGCCUGGAGCAUACUAUUGAAAUUCCCUGUGGGCAUUAAAUGCUUAUGGAAUAAUAUUAUGCAGUCGUUCCUCUGCCUUAGCACGGCGUGAUUGAAUUGAGUUCCCAUAUGCGUCUUUAUCAAGACGCAGUACGAGUGGAGUUACGACAGUAACCGAGUACGUUCUUCUUGCUGUUUUCACUGUCAUUAUCACUGCUCGCUUCAGCGUGUGUU